Molecule: messenger RNA, 2310 nt
Organism: Pezoporus occidentalis (night parrot)
Lineage: Eukaryota; Metazoa; Chordata; Aves; Psittaciformes; Psittacidae
Gene: DRAM1
Product: DNA damage regulated autophagy modulator 1
Exons: 7
Coding region: 225-983 (252 amino acids)
Biological process (GO): regulation of autophagy
Cellular component (GO): lysosome
Source: RefSeq, a predicted model, not a curated record
GGGGCCCGUCAGCCGUGCGCUGAGGAGAAGCGAAAGCGAAGGGAAGGUUGCGGACGCCGGGGGAUCCCCGCGCCAGUGGAGGUGGCAGCGCCGCUGCCUGGCGGGUGAGACGCGUGGGGGAACGGGCCGCGUGUGUGCGCGUGCAUGCGUCCCGCAAAGUCCUCGGCCACGGUCUGUCACUUCAGGGCGCUGCCACGGAGCCCGGACGGGCGCUCCCGCCUCAGAUGGUGGUGCCCCGGGCAAGGCAGCAGCCCCCGAUGCUGUGCUGCAUGCCCGGCGUGGCUUUCGUCCCCGCUCUGCUCGUCAGCUGGUCCUCGGCCGCCUUCAUCACAUCCUAUGUGAUCGCCGUGCUGAAGGGGCACGUCGAGCCCCUCGUCCCCUACAUCAGUGACACUGGAACUAAACCUCCAGAGAGCGGUAUCUUUGGUUUUAUGAUUAAUAUUUCAGCACUUUUAGGUGUAAUUACAAUGUGCAUCAGAUAUUUAUUAAUAGAGAAGCAAAAUGAGUCGUCGCACUUUAUUAGGUCUUCAUGCAAUGUGUUUUCAUUAUGUAUUGGAUUGAUGGGCUGUACUGGAAUGGGCAUAGUUGCAACUUUUCAGGAGCUGUCUGUUCCCAGUGUCCAUGACAUAGGAGCUUUGGUGGCAUUUGGCUCCGGUGUUGUAUACAUUACCCUUCAAUCUAUAAUCUCUUACAAGUCCUGUCCACAAUGGAACACUUACCUGGUGUGUCACAUAAGGAUGGCCAUAUCUGUAACAUCAUGUAUUGCUUUCAUUCCCAUUUUCCCAGUGAUUGUGUUUGCUUCAAAAAUUUCCGUGACAAAAAUUGAUUGGACUCCAGAUGAAAAGGAUUAUACCUAUCAUGUUGUGAGUGCAAUCUGCGAAUGGACGGUGGCCUUUGGUUUUGUCUUCUUCUUUUUAACAUUCAUUAGGGAUUUUCAGAGAGUUUCUUUAAGGAUAUCAACAGAAAUAUAUGAAGACUCCUGAUAGUGGAAAAAAUUAUAUUUUAUAUAUAUGAAUAUUUUAUAGGUUUCUUUUUACUCACAGAAAAUAUUACAGAGGGACAGGGUUUUAUAAAGUUGUAUAGAGAACCCAUGCCAUUAACUCCACAACAUCUAUAACAGCAUCCACUAAAUCAUUUUAAAAACUUGCAGCAAUGUUCCUGCUACUUUUUCUGCAUUUUGUAAUUUUUAUACUGUUUGGUAUAUUAAAAAUACUGUAAUAGAAGCAAUCUGCAGAAGCACUUGAAAGUUAUUCAAAGACCUAAUUUCCUUAGCACUUUGCUUUUGGACAUAUCUGUACCUUUUCAUUUGCUGUGGUCUGACUGGUAACAUUAAACUUGAGAAAGUAUGUUUUGCAAAUAGUUAGGAAAGUCUAAAAAGAACAGAAAACACUAAGGCUGAAUUCCUGUUCUGUUAAUUGGCAAGGGCUGUGGAAGAAAGCGUGAGCAGAAUUGGGCAUCUUUGUUUCAAGACUAGAAAUUUGCAGUUAGUAGAUGGCAACACUAUGCUACAUCUUUCCGAUAGUGGACACUGUAUACAAAUACAAAUCCUAGGAGAAGAUUAAACGACGCUGCUUGAAAAAUGUUGUCUAAUCAUCACUGCACUGUGUGUUUGUAAGAGUCUACCCUUUUUCCCCCUUCAUGCACUGAUGGCCAUAGGAAGCUUGAAACUGAAGUGGGAAUAGAAAGUAAAUUUAUGAUGUACUAAAUGCACGAUCUACUAAAGAGAAACCUUAGUUAUAACUUGGUUAAUAGAAGGCAGAAGUUUUCCAGCUGUAUUUCAACCUACAGUUUCACCCUACAGUUGAAACAGAAUGAAGAGGGCCUACAAAAGUCACUGGGAGCAAAUGGAAAACGAGGUGGCGCUAUAAGUUCUCAGUUGUUCAGUUGUAUGUGUAUCAGUUUUAUAUAUACGUAAAACUGAAGAAAAAAAAAAAAUCCUGGAGAGCUUCGAUAGUGAAAAUAGGGCACAUUUGCUGCUAGAAACUUACUUCUGUAAUGAAAGUCUGGGAAAAGAACUAAUUGAGAGGUCAGAUGUUACAAGUAUCUGGAGGCAAAAGGCUAUUCUGUGGACUGAUCCACUACCUCCAUUUUGUGCACUAACCACUUGGCUAUCAAUCAAGUUCUCUGAAAAUUGCAUUUGCCAUGGUCUAUCGCAGUUUAUGCAGAAAUAUUGAUGAUUUUCAGUUGCUAAUUUUCCAUAAGAUUAUAAAAAAAGUGUUUUGGAGAGUGGUGUCUGAAGACUGUCAUCUAUUGAUAUUUCCUUUAAUGUGUAUUUUAAACUGUAUUAAAUUCAGCUGUUUCACGAAUUAA